Gadus macrocephalus (Pacific cod) is the source of this 4339-nucleotide messenger RNA. RefSeq names its product N-myristoyltransferase 2 (gene nmt2). Gene Ontology annotation, biological process: N-terminal peptidyl-glycine N-myristoylation. The transcript is spliced from 12 exons. The record is from RefSeq and is a predicted model, not a curated record. Lineage: Eukaryota; Metazoa; Chordata; Actinopteri; Gadiformes; Gadidae. Gene Ontology annotation, cellular component: cytoplasm. The coding region runs from base 48 to 1526 and encodes 492 amino acids. Gene Ontology annotation, molecular function: glycylpeptide N-tetradecanoyltransferase activity.
UUCCUGCCCUGUAUCAUACGGUAGCAGACCAUUUUUUUUACAUUUUCAUGAUGGCGGAGGACAGUGAGUCUGCUGCCAGCCAGCAGAGCUUGGAGCUGGACGACCAGGAUACCUGUGGUAUAGACGGGGACAACGAAGAGGAAAAUGAACACAUGCAAGGGAGCCCAGGCGGAGAUUUGGGGGCUAAGAGGAAGAAAAAGAAGCAAAAAAGAAAGAAAGAAAAGACGAGCUCUGGGGGAACAAAAUCGGACUCUGCGUCUGAUUCUCAGGAGAUGAAGAACCCUGGUUUGCCCAUGCAGAAGCUACAGGACAUCCAGAGAGCGAUGGAGCUUCUGUCGUGUCAGGGUCCUGCCAAAAGCAUCGAUGAAGCAGCCAAGCACAAGUACCAGUUCUGGGACACGCAGCCUGUGCCCAAGCUAAACGAGAUAGUAACAAGCCACGGACCCAUCGAGGCUGACAAGGAGAACAUCAGACAAGAGCCCUACUCCUUACCGCAAGGCUUCAUGUGGGACACCCUAGAUCUCAGCAACGCAGACGUGCUGAAGGAGUUGUACACGCUGUUAAAUGAAAACUACGUGGAAGAUGAUGACAACAUGUUUAGAUUUGAUUAUUCGCCAAACUUUCUCAAAUGGGCUCUGCGUCCCCCCGGCUGGCUCCCCCAGUGGCAUUGUGGAGUGAGGGUAACGUCCAACAAGAAGCUGGUCGGAUUCAUCAGCGCCAUCCCCGCUAGCAUACAUAUCUAUGACACGCUAAAGAGGAUGGUUGAAAUCAACUUCCUGUGCGUUCACAAGAAGCUGCGUUCAAAGCGCGUGGCUCCGGUGCUCAUCAGGGAGAUCACACGGAGGGUGAAUCUAGAGGGAAUAUUCCAGGCUGUCUACACAGCCGGAGUGGUCCUGCCCAAACCCGUGUCCACAUGCAGGUACUGGCAUCGUUCCCUGAACCCCAGAAAGCUUGUGGAAGUGAAGUUCUCCCACCUGAGCAGAAACAUGACCCUGCAAAGAACCAUGAAGCUCUACCGGCUGCCAGAUAGCACCAAGACCCCCGGCCUGAGGCCAAUGGAGAGGCACGACGUCCGGCAGGUCACAGAGCUGCUGCAGAAACACCUGCGCCGCUUCCAGCUGGCGCCCUCUAUGGGCGAGGAGGAGGUUGCCCACUGGUUCCUGCCCCAGGAGAACAUCAUAGACACAUAUGUGGUGGAGGGAGCUGGUGGUGUCCUAACAGACUUCACUAGUUUCUACACGCUGCCUUCUACUGUAAUGCACCACCCGUUGCACCGGAGUCUGAAGGCGGCCUACUCCUUCUACAACGUCCACACACAAACCCCACUUCUUGACCUCAUGAAUGACUCACUGAUCCUGGCAAAAAUGAAAGGAUUUGACGUCUUCAAUGCUCUGGAUCUGAUGGAGAACAAGGUGUUCCUAGAGAAGCUUAAGUUUGGUAUUGGAGACGGGAACCUGCAGUAUUACCUUUACAACUGGAAAUGCCCCUCUAUGGAUGCAGAUAAGGUUGGCCUUGUGCUUCAGUAGCGUGUCUCUAUAAAUGUUCCUCACACUCCACUGAAGGGGGUUGGCAGUGAACCUAGCCUGUACCUAACCCCGGACACGCUGGUAGCCUGAGUUAGACAAUGGGAACGACUCCAAUAAAGUCCAACAGGUGAAUGGGAGACGUGCGAUAUUUGAAGCAUUCAUCCGUCAAUCGGUUCUCAUCAAGAAUGUUCACUAUUUUUCACCCGGAGGGGAACUCUUUAAUCAUCAAAAUCCUGAAUGUGAAGUCAUGCUAUGCCUGAAAUAUUCCUACACUACAGUGCUAGAGAUGCAACAUGACACCCUCAAACACACACACAAAUCUGCUAAACAGAACAAUAUUUGACCCCUAUAUACCUCCAUAAAGGGAAUCCUGGUGGUUUUUCUCUACAGGGCAUUGUUACAUGGGUCUGCAAAACCAUUCUUUAAAGGGGACCUAUUAUGCUUUUUCGACUUUUAUGACCUAUUAACGUUGUUAUAAUGAUUGAUAGUCAUGUUUAAUCAUACACAAAAAACUAUGUAGAUUUUCGGGAAACUCUGACUGUCAGCAGGGAAUACGUCGAAAUGCAUGUACGUCAUUAUUUGACACUUUAGUAUGGUUAAACAUGACUAUCAAUCAUUAUAACAAUGUUUAUAGGUCAUAAAAGUCGUAAAAGCAUAAUAGGUCCCCUUUAAAUUUAAUUUAUAUCGAAAAUAUUUUUAAUCCCACAAUCUUGUCCUGCAGUUUUAAUCUUUCUGACCAGUAAGGCUAGAUUAUCGUUACCUGUUAUGAAACUGCAAGCAUUUAUUGUAUGAAGCUGAUUGGCUCAUUUGCCUCCUCUGGUACUUGUUACACUGUGUGUAAAAAGUUUAUUUACCACAUACAGUGCUUUGGUGAGCUGGACAAGAAAAUCCCUCCUUCAGCAGCUAAUCGUUGUCAGGGGCUCUUGCAAGGAAGGAUAGAGUGGUUUCCAUGGAAGCAGCCUCACAAAUGUAGAAACUGUUCCCUUUAUCGAAACAAAGUAACCUAGUAGAUGCAUUAAGAAAAUAAUUUGCAAGGUAUCUGAGCAUGUACAGACACACACACACAGCACUACAUACACACAUGCACGCAAGAGACCAUCUUCAAGGAAAGACUCAUCCAACUGGUGCAUUUAUACAUGUUUUCUUUUUGUUAAAUAUAUAGUUAUCUGUACAUUUGAUGCCAGAUCAUAUUUAUUCCUGUAGUGAGUGUGAGGGUUGGAAGGACUGUUCCAAAGCAUUUUCCUCUUGAGUAGUAUAGAUGUUAUUGACAUUUCGAGUUUGUAAUGCCAUUUUAGAUGCUGUGGGUCCAGCGGGGGGUUUGAUGAAGAAUGUAUUGCAUUAAUAAAGCACAAUUUUUCAGUUCUUUGUUGAGCAAGGGGGUCCUUGAUGAAAAGGUGGAGGCCCGGCCUUCAAUUCUUCAAGGACGCAUUUUUUUCCCUCCCUCGUUUUAUAAAUUUGUCAUUAACCUUACCAACCUGUCUUGAGGAUCGAUCUUUGUUUUGUUGUAUAAAAUAUUCAAUGCAUUUGACCAUUCACCGAAGUCCCAUAGUCUUAGCGUUGUCUCGAGUGUCCUAUUCAGGCAAACGUGGUCAACAUGUGGAUCUGCUCAAAGCUACGAGGAUGACCUGUACACAGGCUAGCGCUUUGUCUCUAGGACUGGAUUAAAAAGCCAUGCAAUGCCUGCCUACUUCGGUGGUACUUACUUGAUGCUUUUUUUCACCUUAUACUUGAGAUACAAGCUUGUGACAUCUGCUUUGAUUACCAGCCUGUUAUAUUUGUGAAAAGGGUGCACUUAUAAAACCCAGCCCUUUAGAGCAAAGCACUGAAACCUAACUGCUCCAGCUGGUAGUGGUCUAUCGGCUCGUUUGAAAGUUGCAAGAGUUUGUUUUAAAUAGUCAAAUAACGUGAUGUAAAAGGCCAGUAAAAAAUGGGACAAAGUUUCAGUAGGCUAUUUGCUUUUGAAAGGUUAUGUCAACAUCUUAAAUUGUUUUUUUGUGUGUUGUGUAGCUAAUGGCUAAAGUUUCCCUUAAUGUGUGCUAACGUCCAGUAUUUCCGAAACAUUUCUAGCAAAAUACAUCAUUAAUGUUAAGUACAACCCUGUCCAUCAGCCAGAGGGGCCUGACAGCUGAACAAUUUUAAAGAAAUGAGGAGCAGACAGUAAUCUUAAGACUGUUGUUUCAACCUUAGUCAGCCACCCCGUCAGUGUGGCGGACUGUGAGGAGCAGUUAAUGUGAUACUUUCAAAAGGCAAAGCAAUGUUUUGUUUCGUUGAGCUCAAAUUCUUCCACUUCCUUCUCAACCCAACCUAAGUUCACUGCUUUAAAUAUUGAUCUGGCUCUGUAACAAAGUUUAAGUUUUAGGGUAUUUGUAUAACUACUCCUUGUGAAAUAUUUGUUCAUCAUACCUUUAUAGGAUAACAAGAAGGGUGCACUGAAAAUUACUACAGGUCAAAGGUUCAAAUGGGUAUAUACAGCAAGUCAUUCAGAUAGUGUAACAUGUUCAUGUAUUUGGUCAUGGAUGUCACUCCCACAGAAGUUUGUAUGAAUUACAAGCACGUCUGUUUUACAAUUCUGUAUUAUUUUUAGUCGAACUGACAACUUGACUAACUGCCUUAUUUGGAAAAGUUUCUUGUGGUUAAAGCGUUAUCAAUGAAGAACAAUAUUUUUAUUCAAAGCCACUAAGGUUUGUGAAACUCAAAGCUUGUACCAGCAUAAUUUAGACAUGGCCCCAUGCAAAGAAAGCUUACUCUUCGGCAAAGACUAGUCUGUUCAAACAGCAUGGAUAUUCGAUUGAAUAAACUUGACUUUAAAAAGA